Molecule: messenger RNA, 858 nt
Organism: Aspergillus welwitschiae
Lineage: Eukaryota; Fungi; Ascomycota; Eurotiomycetes; Eurotiales; Aspergillaceae
Exons: 1
Coding region: 1-858 (285 amino acids)
Source: RefSeq, a predicted model, not a curated record
AUGUCAUGUCAACCAGACGGAUCAUCGUUAAAAGAAAUUGUCACAGACCUCCAAACGCUUCCUGACGGAGUAGCCGUCGAUUCAGCCAACGGGCAUAUCUACUGGACGAAUAUGGGAGAGAGCAUGGUCAACGACGGCUCUAUUCAGCGUUGCGACAUAUCCGGCGGAAACAUCCGGACGAUCGUUCCUCCCGGUAGGACUCACACUCCAAAGCAGCUGAAAAUUGCCAACCAGAAACUCUACUGGUGUGAUCGGGAAGGCAUGCAGGUCAUGCGAGCCAACCUGGACGGCAGUGAGGUGGAGGUGCUGCAUCGUGCUGGUGUGACGGAAGAGGAUCGCGAAGAUCGUCGCAAUUGGUGCGUGGGUAUAGCCGUCGAUGAAUCUCGAGGAAAGUUAUACUGGACACAAAAGGGGCAAUCCAAGGGCUCUCAAGGGAAAAUUAUGUGCAUGGACCUUCCACAGUCUGAUUCUCGAUGCGUUCCCGAUGGCGGCUUAGGGGAUGACCCCCGGUCAAAUAACGUCACCGUGCUUCUUGACCACCUCCCUGAACCGAUUGAUCUCGACUUGGAUAUCCAGACGAAUACGUUGUAUUGGUCUGACCGGGGCGAUCCGCCCUUCGGCAACUCGAUAAAUGCGGCACAGUUGGAUGCAGUUGGCCGGAUGGCACAUCUCGCGGCGCGAAUGCUGGUUCGCAAGUUACAUGAAGGUAUCGGGCUGUCUUUGGACUUGAAGAAUAGGAGGAUGUUCUUUGGUGAUUUGCUUGGUGGCGUUUACAGUUCGGGUUUGGACGGAACGAAUAAGCAGACACUGUUCGCGGAGCUUGGGGAUAUCACAGGGAUUCUCUACGUUGAAGAUUAG